GAAAUUUAGUGAAAAACUUAUAUUUAUAAUAUUAUUGGUUAAGAAAAUGGGUACAAUUUAUACACAAACAAAAGGAUUAGAGUACCUAUCUGAGAAGGUAGAGAUGGCAGAAAGUGCCUCUCUUUUUUGGGGACCAUAUAGGCCAAAUCUUUAUAUGGGGAUUCGAAGUCGAGAUCCAGAGGGGAUGUUAAUGGGAAUAAUGUGGACAGGAGUGGAUAAUUAUACACAAAUCAAAGAAAUGAGACAUACGUGUGAACAAAAUGAUAAUAUAAAGAUGUAUGGAUGGGAAGAAUUUGAUGUAAGGAAAGGUGGACGUCAAAUUAUAAAGGAUGAUGAAAUGAAUGUUGAUAUUGAGAUGGAAUUUGCAAAAAUAUAUACAGAAAAACAUAAUGGGAAUUGGGGUUUACGUGUUAAGGGAAAGCCUAGAAAUGUUGAUAACAAAAUAUCUAUAUUUUUUUAUAUAGCAUCAUAUAAGAAUGAAUUAAAAUUGAUCUCUAAACUUGGGAAAAAAGGAGUUGAGGGAAACGCAGUUUUUAUAAAUAAGACAUCAAAAAAGAAAAACAUUGAAAUUACACAAGGACCUAGUACAAAUGCAUAUCCAUUAUUUAGCCAUACUGCAAAAAAUGAAAAAUAUCUUGACAAAUUUAUGUAUCAUAGUAUGGAAGUUCCAAAGAACAAGAUAUGGAUGGCAAAAGAUAUAUUAUAUUCAGUUUUACUGAUAACAGCAAAAGACUAUUAUAAAAAAUAUGAAGAAGAUAUUCCUCCAGCAGCUCUUUACUAUACAUUACCAAAUAUAGAUGGGGAAGGGAAUUUUCAUCUUAUUCAAAAAGUAUUUCAAGGACCUUUUGAAUUUGAUAUAUUAUAUUCCUCAACAGAUGAUCCAAUGACUAGUCAUCAACUUGAGAAUGAGAUUAUAUCUAAUUCAAAAUUAUUCAAGGAGAGAUUUAUGAAAAUAUUUCCUUUUAAAGAACCAUUUAAUUCAUAUAAAUACAUAGAAUUUGCACAGAGUCUUCUUUCAAAUCUCUUGGGGAAUAUUGGAUAUUUUUAUGGAGAUUCUAUUGUAGAUAAAACAUAUACUUAUGUAUAUCAAGAAAUUCUUAAAGAAUAUGAACAAGAGGCUUCUCUGGAUAUACAAGGACCGUUUUCAUUGUUUACAGCUACACCUAAUAGGUCUUUUUUUCCAAGAGGUUUUUAUUGGGAUGAAGGAUUUCAUCUUUUACUAAUUGGACAUUGGGAUAAUGAUUUAAGUCUUGAAAUAAUAAAGAGUUGGUUCUCUUUAAUAGAUGAUGAUGGAUGGAUUGCAAGAGAACAAAUACUUGGAGACGAAGCUAGAAGUAAAGUUCCCAAAGAAUUCAUAAUUCAACAUUCUUAUUUUGCCAAUCCACCAACACUUAUUUUACCUAUUAUUUCUUUCCUUGAAAAACUUGAACAGAAUAAUAAAAAUGAAACUGAUCAAGACAACAAAGAUGAGAAUAUCUAUUCUAAAUAUAUAAAAUAUCCAGAAUUGGCUAUUGAUUAUUUAAAAGAAAUUUAUCCACUUAUUUCUCGUCAAUAUAAUUGGUUUAGAAGAACCCAACAAGGGGAAAUAGAGGAGUGGAACAGAACUGCAUUUUCACCGAAUGAAGGCUAUCGAUGGCGAGGAUGUACUCCUCAACAUUGUUUUACAAGUGGAUUAGAUGAUUAUCCAAGAGCAUACCCGCAUAAUGGAGAAUUACAUUUAGAUUUGUUAUCAUGGAUGGGACUUUUUACUAAGGGACUUAGAAUGAUUGCUGAAAAAAUUGGUUACCAAGAAGAUGUUGAAAAGUAUAUAUCAAUUGAAGAUGCAAUUAUUAAAAAUAUUGAUGAUUUACAUUGGAGUGACCAACAUAAUGCAUAUUGUGAUUGUACAAUAGAUGAAAAACAUUCAAGUAUUCAUGUAUGUCAUAUCGGUUAUGUUACCAUUUUCCCUCUUUUGACGGGUCUUUUGUCAGCAUCAUCACUGCAUUUUGAUAAAUUGUUAGAUAUAAUCUAUUCACCUGAUCAUUUAUGGUCUUCCUAUGGACUUAGAAGUCUUUCAACCAAAAAUCCAUACUUUGAAAAAGACGAAAAUUAUUGGAGAGGUCCUAUUUGGGUAAAUAUCAAUUAUAUGACUCUUCAAAGUUUGUAUAAAAAUUAUAUUAAUACACCUGGUCCUUAUCAAGAAAAAGCAAAAAAAAUUUAUCAUGAACUAAGAAUAAAUAUAAUUAAUACAGUUUUCCAUGAAUGGAAACGUACCAAUUUCGCAUGGGAACAAUAUAACCACGCGUCAGGAUCCGGUCAACGAACAAAAGGAUUUACAGGAUGGACUAGUCUGAUCGUUAACAUUUUAUCCGAAAAAUACUAGAAUCAUCUAUGGCAUAUAACAAAGUACAUUUUUCUCGACAUAUGCA
This is a messenger RNA of Pneumocystis carinii B80, 2408 nucleotides long. RefSeq lists its product as hypothetical. The coding region runs from base 47 to 2362 and encodes 771 amino acids. The record is from RefSeq and is a predicted model, not a curated record. The transcript has 14 exons. Gene Ontology annotation, molecular function: Glc3Man9GlcNAc2 oligosaccharide glucosidase activity. Lineage: Eukaryota; Fungi; Ascomycota; Pneumocystomycetes; Pneumocystales; Pneumocystaceae. Gene Ontology annotation, cellular component: endoplasmic reticulum membrane. Gene Ontology annotation, biological process: protein N-linked glycosylation; oligosaccharide metabolic process.